AUGGGAUCAGCAUUGCCCAUUGCGCUUCCGGCGCUCAAGACGAACCCCAAGUUCAUCUUUUUUACCGACUUUGACGGCACUAUCACUGUCCAAGACAGCAAUGACUACAUGACCGACAACCUCGGAUUCGGGACCGCCUUGCGCAAGGAGGGCAACGCCGACGUCUUGUACGGCCGCCGCGACUUCCGCGACUCGUUCCGGGACAUGCUCGACAGCGUCAAGACUCCCUUCAACGAGUGUAUCGACAUCCUCCGUCAGAACAUCACCCUCGACCCAGGCUUCAAAGCCUUCUUCGAGUGGGCUAGCGAGAACAAUGUGCCCAUUGUUGUGCUCAGCGGUGGCAUGACUCCUGUCAUUCGUGCCUUGCUUGCUCAUCUGCUUGGCGAGGAGGCCGUGGACACGCUGCAGAUUGUGAGCAACGAUGUUGCGCCGCGGGACGGGAAGAGCAUCAACGAGGAAGGCGGGUGGCAAAUUGUCUUCCAUGACGACAGCGGCUUCGGCCACGAUAAGUCUCUCGAGAUCCGCCCCUACGCUCGGCUCCCGGCCGAGGAGAGGCCGGUUCUCUUCUAUGCCGGUGAUGGUGUUUCUGACCUUUCGGCCGCUAAGGAGACUGAUUUGUUGUUCGCGAAGUCCGGUCGCGAUCUUGUCACCUACUGCGAGAAGGAGGAAGUUGUAUUCACCACCUUCAACGAUUUCUCUGACAUCCACAACACGGUCAAGGAAAUCGUGGCCGGCAAGUUGACGGUCAAGGAGGCCGCCACGGGCAGGAAGUAG
Messenger RNA from Dichotomopilus funicola, 774 nucleotides. RefSeq names its product HAD-like domain-containing protein. Gene Ontology annotation, molecular function: phosphatase activity. The transcript is spliced from 3 exons. The record is from RefSeq and is a predicted model, not a curated record. Lineage: Eukaryota; Fungi; Ascomycota; Sordariomycetes; Sordariales; Chaetomiaceae. Bases 1 to 774 code for a protein of 257 amino acids.